CAUAUCCAGGCUAGUCUCUUUCUCAUUCCAACUCUCUCUCUUUGCGGGAGGGGGUGCUACAGCUAAGGACAUGCGUGCAUUGGCAGUUGGCAAGAAGCUGUUUACUCCUUUACAAUAGCCGGCCACCCAUUUUCAGUAGUGCAGUAGCGUUCAGUGACUGUUACAGCCUUGCCUCCAAAAGCGACCAUAAAAUGUGACUACCGAUAUAACAUUGGCGAACUUUAUGAAGAUCACAAUAAUAUCAUGGUAUUUGCCAGCCCAUUGGUCACGCAGUGUCGGAUAGUCGUUCUGCUGGUGCUCUGUUUGAGAGGCGCUCCGUCUCCAGCACCUUCCGCUGGGUGCCCUGAGCGGUGCGUGUGCGACGAACAACUCGUGGUCCAGUGUUCGGGACAGCGACUAUCUUCAUUCCCCACCAACCUGCCUCUGGUCACGCGGCAGCUAAUUCUUUCCAACAAUCAUAUUGAUGAGCUCCCAGCGCUGCAGCUAAAUUAUUUAUCCGAUUUGGUGUACUUGGACUGCAGUAACAACUCCAUCAGAGAUAUCUCCGAAUCCACCUUUGGAAACCUCCGCAAGCUUGUCUACCUUGAUCUGUCUUACAACAUGUUUUUAAAGAUAGAGGACCAGGCAUUUGGCCCCCUGUCAAGUUUGGUGAUGCUUCGGUUGACGGACAAUCCUUUGCUUUCAGAGAUUCACCCCACGGCUUUCGCAGAGAACGUCGCGCUUCAAGUGCUUGACCUCAGUCGAAAUAAUUUGACCACGCUCAAUGUUACUUCACUAAUAACUCUACCUGCUUUACGAUCGCUCGGUUUUAGCGGAAACCCGUGGAACUGCGUAUGCGAGAUUGAGGAUCUUUGCUUAUGGAUGCAAAUUGACACCUUUAGAUUCCAAGAUGAAGGACAGACGGUGUGUGAGGGCCCUCCAGGCUUGCAGGAUCUCCGCCUGGCAGAGCUGGGUCUUCAUUUGCGGAUGCAGUGCCACCCAAGUUUUGGUCACCAAGACUAUCUUUUCUUUGCAGCUAUCGGUUUUGUCAUUUUUGCAGCUGGCACUGUGCUGGCCUGGCUAACGGGCGUGGUGAUGGUGCUCUUUGAACGAUAUGUGAAGAGGGAAGAUGGCCAACUUGAUUUAGAGAAGGAGGGGGUGAAAGAAGAAGGCGGGAGAUGAUGAGAGCUUGUGCAAAAUUAAAUCCAAAAUACGCAAGACCGCUUAAUCAAGUGUAGCACUGGCCAGAGGCUGGAAAACAAAACUCUGCUCCUGCCUGCCUCUGGCCCACUGUUUUCCCCAGGCUGCUGACAGAGGUAGUAUGCGGGGCUUAACGAUAUCACAAUAAACAAACAUCCUAACAACUUAUUUCAGAGAAAAAGUUAAAUAAAGACCAUCAGUAAUGUGGUAGUACAUUAUAUUAAUGUUUGUAUAACAUUAAUAAUGAAAUCAUACAGUUAUUGCAGGUAAUUUUAUGAAUGCUUACAUUCUUAUUUGGGUCUGUAAAUAAAGUGUGAUGAGAGAACA
This is a messenger RNA of Clupea harengus (Atlantic herring), 1506 nucleotides long. RefSeq names its product leucine-rich repeat-containing protein 52. The record is from RefSeq and is a predicted model, not a curated record. Gene Ontology annotation, molecular function: transmembrane transporter binding; voltage-gated potassium channel activity; potassium channel activator activity. Gene Ontology annotation, cellular component: voltage-gated potassium channel complex. Lineage: Eukaryota; Metazoa; Chordata; Actinopteri; Clupeiformes; Clupeidae.